AUGAUAAGGAGGGGUAUACGUUUAAGGAAAGAAUACUUAUUUCAAAAAAGCCUAGAGGAGAAGGAGAAGCAGAUACUUGACAACAAAAAGAGAAUCAGAGAAGCUAUUGAAGAAGGUAAAGCUAUACCUACAGAAUUAGUAAAUAUCUCAACUAAUUUACGUUCUUCUAUAGACUUAGAAGACAAUUCAGCAAAGGCAGCUUCAACUCUAGACAAUGAGUAUGGAUUGUCAAGCUUAAAAGAUCCCAAAAUAUUAAUAACUACUUCAAGAAGUCCUAGUAGUCGCCUAGUACAAUUUGUUAAGGAAUUGAGUUUGAUUAUACCUAAUAGUAGUCGUAUAAAUAGGGGUGGAUAUAUACUAAAGGAUUUAUGCCAUUUAUGCCGAACAAACGAAGCAUCUGAUCUAAUUAUUGUGCACGAGCACAGAGGAGAACCUGAUAGUAUGAUUAUAUCUCAUUUUCCACAUGGCCCUACGGCAUACUUUGGACUGAGUAAAAUUACUUUAAGACAUGAUCUUAAUGUAAAGCCAAAGAACUUAUCUCAAGUUAGGCCACAUCUAAUUUUCCAGAAUUUCGGUUCUAAGCUGGGGAUGAGGAUUUCAAAUAUCCUCAAAUUUUUAUUUCCACAGGCAGCUCCAUUUUCUAAAAGAGUACAUGUUUUCUUAAAUAACAAUGACUUAAUAAUUUUUAGACACUAUACAUGGGAAAAGAAAGAUGAUGUAAAAGAUAUAGAAUUAGAGGAAAUUGGCCCAAGGUUUAUUUUGAAGCCAUAUAGAAUUGAAUUAGGAACUAUAGAGAUGAAAAGUCUGACUGCUGAAUGGACACUGAAACCUUAUUUCAAUAAGCAGAAAUCUAUCCUAAACUGA
This is a messenger RNA of Cryptosporidium muris RN66, 864 nucleotides long. RefSeq names its product U3 small nucleolar ribonucleoprotein IMP4, putative. Lineage: Eukaryota; Apicomplexa; Conoidasida; Eucoccidiorida; Cryptosporidiidae. Gene Ontology annotation, molecular function: snoRNA binding; rRNA primary transcript binding. The coding region runs from base 1 to 864 and encodes 287 amino acids. Gene Ontology annotation, cellular component: small-subunit processome; Mpp10 complex; nucleolus. The record is from RefSeq and is a predicted model, not a curated record. The transcript has a single exon. Gene Ontology annotation, biological process: rRNA processing.